Molecule: messenger RNA, 903 nt
Organism: Lachancea sp. 'fantastica'
Lineage: Eukaryota; Fungi; Ascomycota; Saccharomycetes; Saccharomycetales; Saccharomycetaceae
Source: the annotation of a GenBank genome assembly
AUGCCAGACUCCACAGCUCCUCCAGCUGAACAGCGCUACCAGAAUAAGCUCACUAAAUGCUUUGACGAUAUCAUGAGAACUGCUGCAGAAAUGCUGGUACAACAGCAGAUCAAGAGUAUUCAGCUGAGCUCUGAUAUUGCUGCGGGAUUCACACAGUCACAGCAUAAACUGCUAGGAGAAAAGGUGCACACAUUUCACUCGGUUUUGGACGAUUUAGAUCUGACCCUUACGACAGCCAAAAACUGUGUGGAUAAGUUUGCAGCGGAAUCCGCAGCGCGCAAAGAAAAACUACUCGAAGAACAGAGGGAGCAGCAGAUGCUACAAGCCAAGCUAAAACAGGAGCAGGAGGACCAAAAGAGACUUGAAGAGGCGCAAAAAGCAUCGAACUCCACGCCUUUCAGCCAUAAUGAGUAUCCAGAAUCUACGCCGACAACGUUUCUCAACGAGCUUUCAAAGUCCAGUCUCAGCGGCCCGAAUCGUAAUGCGAAGGAGGUCACUACCAUCAGUGCAGGCCAAAAUGAUGCUAGCGACAGCAAAAUUCCUACUGGUGGUAGCAGUCGUAACACAACCGGAGGCAAUGAUGGCUAUUCCACGGGCCUGAACGAUUUAAAUGAUCUAGAUCUUUCCAUGUUUGGUGGUAUUGAGCAAAACGAUUUGGGACUGACGGGCUUUGACGAAGUUCCAAUGACUACUAAUAAUGACAAAACUUUGAACAACGAAAGUAAUUUGAGCGGUUCUGUGCCCCCUGGGGGUGACGAUGGUUCUAAUCGGAUGCUCGGGAAUGACCCGAACUCAAACAACACAGACAGCUAUUUGACGCUGAACGAUUUCAAUGACCUCGGGCUCGACUGGAAUAAUUCAGAUGGUCAGAGUGGACUGGAUAUGAGCGAGUUCAACAUAUGA